Molecule: messenger RNA, 1956 nt
Organism: Annulohypoxylon truncatum
Lineage: Eukaryota; Fungi; Ascomycota; Sordariomycetes; Xylariales; Hypoxylaceae
Product: alpha/beta-hydrolase
Exons: 4
Coding region: 1-1956 (651 amino acids)
Source: RefSeq, a predicted model, not a curated record
AUGGCGGAAGAAGAGCAAUUGCCAGACCCUCCCAAAGGUCGGCGGGAGAUCGCCAUGAACAAACUCCGCGCUGUCAAGCGCAGGAUAAAGCCGUGGUAUAUAUACGCCCUCAUAGCGACGACGAUAGUUACUCUCGUCGUAGUGCUUUCGGCCGUGCUAGUCACUCGACGGAAUCACCAGUGGUUCAUUGAAAAAGUUCAGCAUGACAAAGCGACCCCGUCCAACCCGGGCAACGCCCGAGUGAAUCUCGGCUACGCACAGUACCAGGGCACGCUCGUCGGCAGCGGGGGCGGCGUGGCGCAGUACCUCGGGAUGCGGUUUGCGGCGCCGCCGACGGGAGACCGCAGGUGGAAGGCGCCCGUCGAACCAGAGGUAGAAGAUUCGGGAGAUCAAGCCGCUGAUUCCUUCGGUCCCAUCUGUCUAGGUCUCGGGUCGUCGUAUCCGAAUAGCGACGAAGACGAGGAUUGUCUGUACGCCAACGUAUGGGCACCGGUCAACGCAACGGUGGACUCCAAGCUACCCGUAUGGCUGUUUAUCCAGGGCGGUGGCUACAACACCAACAGCAACGCGAACUGGAACGGGACCUACCUCCUCGAGCAGUCCAACAACAGCAUCGUGUUCGUGAACUUCAACUACCGCGUCGGGCUCUGGGGUUUCCUAGCCUCGGAGCGGCUCCUAGCCCCUGGCGCCGACGGAGACUUAAACGUCGGCUUGCGGGACCAGAUCGCCAUGCUGCGGUGGACGCGGCAACACAUCGCGCAGUUCGGCGGCGACCCCGACCACGUCGUCAUCACGGGCACAUCCGCCGGCGCCGGCUCCGUCGCCCUGCACCUGGUGAUGGCGUACGGCGCGCACGGGCAGGGCAGCUACGGUAGCUACGGUAGCUAUGGGAACGCCACCAGCGGCGACAACAGCGAUGUCGGGGACAGCGUCGGCACCAACCUCUUCGUCGGCGGCGUCGGGGAGUCCGUUUUCUUCCCGUGGCAGCCUGUCCUCGCCGAUUUAGAAUGGCAGUACGACCUGCUCCUCAACCAAACGGGGUGCGACGCGCUGUCAUGCCUCCGCGGGCUCUCAACAGAGACCCUACAAGCCCUGAACACAGCGUCCCCAUUCCCAGGACGACCAGGCCUGCCCGCGCCUCUGCCGCUGUUCUACUGGACGCCCUGCGUCGACGGCGCGCUGCUGCGCGACCUGCCGUACGUGCUCUUCGACCGGGGCGAGUACGUCCCGGUCCCCGUGAUAAUGGGCACGACGACGAACGAGGGCGCGUCCUUCGCGACGAACGCGUCGACGCCCGACGAGUUCGGCACCUUCAUGCAGGACAACUACCCGCACCUGACCUCCAACCAGACUGCCGACAUCGUCGCCGAGUACCCGCAGGCCCUGCAGGCGCCGCUCCCGGCCCACGCCUCCUGGUUCCCGUCCACGGCCGCCGCGUACGGCGAGGCCACCUUCAUCUGCCCCGCGGACUACAUCCUGGCCUCGUACGCGCGCCCGCCGGUGCCGCCUUUCAACGCCGGCGUCAACGCCAGCCGGAUAUGGGGGUACCGGUACGAUGUCGCGGAUCCGAUGAAUACGGCCGAGGGGCUCGGCGUCCCGCAUAUAUGGGAGUCGUGGGCGGUGUACGGGCCGGACGCUAUUAACGGCGUCGGCGGCGGGCCCGCGAGCUACUACUACCCCGGCAUCGCGGCGGGGGUCGUCAAGCCGGUGCAGGAUUACUGGAUCUCGUUCGUGAAGAAUUUAGAUCCGAACACGGGAAGAGCGGCAGGGGCUCCAGUGUGGGAGGCGUGGGGGACGACUAACGAAACUAAUAGUGCUAAUAAUGCGAAUAAUACUAGUGAUGGAGGCCAAAGGUUGCUCUUCCAGACGGAGGGUUUCUCGAUGGAGCCCGUGGCGUCGGAUUUGCAGGAUCGGUGCGACUUCUGGAGAAAACUUGUUCCUGCGACACAGCAGUAA